Messenger RNA from Myzus persicae (green peach aphid), 1142 nucleotides. RefSeq lists its product as uncharacterized. The record is from RefSeq and is a predicted model, not a curated record. Lineage: Eukaryota; Metazoa; Arthropoda; Insecta; Hemiptera; Aphididae. The coding region runs from base 544 to 984 and encodes 146 amino acids. The transcript has 4 exons.
GGUCACGCGAAAUAAUAUAACGUCAUAAUAACGACAUAAUAGCACAGUCUUUGCUACAUUACCCGUUGUAAAUAAUAUCGUCGUAAUAUUUUGCCGCCGCAGUCGUCCCUCCCCGAGAUCGGUUUUGGUUUUCACCGCGUCGUCUGCUGCAGCGUCUCGCGCGCUAUACACGGCCGGUGCACUCGACGCCGCCGCGCUCUCUCACCUGCGCCGCGGACACGCGAGCGUUUUUCCGAACCGCCACCGCCGGAACACACCACACCGGAUAGGCCGACCGCGAGCACCCGCGCUCGAGAAAAACUCCUGCAGAAGUAUAGCGAAUCCGCCGACGAGGUGCAUAUUUUAUAACAAUAAAAAAUUAUAAUAGUUCUCCAACUAUAGAGACGUUAUAGUAUAUAAUAUUAUAGCAACACUAUACUACAGCAAUUUAUUGUAUUAUAAAAGCUCAGCUGUCCGCAACAAUACCGUCGACACUAUAAUAUUAUAGGUACCUUCGUCAUUUCGCGCCGAUCGAAUCAGAACCGACAAAAACCGCGCGACAAUAUGGUACACUUGACGUUCGUCGCCAGCCUAGUCUUCGGCUUUGUCGCCGCGUCCACCGCCGGCAUCACCGAUGACGACAAUGACGGUUUUUCGGCGGUGCCAGCGCCUUGGGAGGACAGCCGUUUGGACGAGAGGAUCUACGCUGACACGCCAAACUAUCUGACGUUCCAGCUGAACCGCAAGAGAUAUUCCGUACCGUAUCAUCCGGUGGCCAGGUUGAGGUCCAGUCAAACGUCCGGCGCAGUGCUUCCGUUCGCCAUGAUCGCCAACAGGAACUACAUGAACGACGAUGGAAACCGAUUCGAACCAGUGUGGAAGCCGACCGCAGCCGAACUACUGACUGUGCUGAUGAAUCGCCGGAAGAAUGCGGACACUGGAAUGGAUAACACAAACUUCAUGCGAUUUGGCAUCAGUAAAAGAACGCGUUUCGACGAUAAAUAAAGAGCCUUCAGCGCCCGCGCUUCUUAUUUCUGUAACAGCCAUUGUCGGCUAUUAUUAUUAUUAUUAUUAUUAUUAUUAUCCCAAAAUAGUUUCAUUGUUUUGACAUUACACUUGAACAGGAGAAAACAAAAAUUAUAAACACGAUAUCAUAACUCGUA